GUUAACGGCCUUCCCUGAUUGGCUCUUUAUUUUCCUAUUCAUUUUGCUGCGAUUGAGGCAGAAGUGACUCCUUUGCCGGUUUGUGAAUGCGUGAAGCUGUUCCCUGCUUGCAGUUUUGCAGGGACUCGACAGCCUGCUAUAUACCUGGCCUAAUCCACUGUUGGAACUGUUGGAACUGUUGCAACAGUAUUUGGAACUGUGUCUGAACAGUGACACUGAGAGCCGUCAAUAUGAAGUUCCUCUCGGUCCUCCCUUUCACAUUCCUCGUCCCCCAGAUCCUGGCAGCCACCUCAGCCACCAUAGUCCACCCCACCCCUGUCCCUGAACUUUCCGAUAUAACCUGGAAAUCCGACAGCACAGGUUUCGACGCCGCCAAAGUCCAGCCCGUCAACGCGUCAACCUACGACUGGUGGUACUUUGACGCCAUCCAGGUCUCUGACGAUCCAGCCCAGCAGGCCUCGGUCGUCAUCACCUUCUACACGGCAGUUCCGAGCGGCUUCGACUUCCUACAACCUUACGCUGCCCAGGGCUUUACGAGCUUGACUUUGACUGACGUUCUCAUCCACUGGCCUAAUGGAACCGCUGAGUCGUAUUUCUUCAACGCCACCGAGGCGCGCAUCAUCACAAACACGGCUGACAAUGCUGUCCACGGCGCGUGGAUCGAGAACCCGGAUAAGAUCUCUUUUAUGGGGUCUCCCGAUAUGACGACCUGGCAGGUAGAGCUGGACUCGGCGGUGUGGGUUUCGGGGACCGUCACGCUGCAGUCGAUUGCACUUCCACACCUCCCCUGUGGUCCUUUUGCAGACGGUAGCAAUAUGCAAGUUGCACCGCACGUUGGCUGGUCGAAUGCAGUGCCAGAUGCGCAAGCCAACGUACAGCUAAAUGUCAACGGCCGUCCACUCAACUUCACUGGAAUUGGAUACCAUGACAAGAACUGGGGCGACAAGAACUUCGCCGCGAGCGUCGGAUCCUGGUACUGGGGCCACGGCCGUCUCGGCCCCUACAGCGUCGUCUGGUUCGACUUCCUCUCCCCUGAAAGAGAGAACUUCGUCUCGGCAUAUGUCUCCCGCGGCAACGAGAUUCUGGUCUCGCAGUGCUCGGGCAUCACGGUGCGUCCGUAUGGCGAGAACUCGACAUACCCGCCCCUAGCGAGCACGGGGAAUCCAUCGGGGUUCAAUAUCAACAUUGAACUUCCUGAUGGGAAUCACCUUGACUUCAAAGCGUCUGCGGACCGUAUGAUUGCGGGUGGUGCGCCGGAGUCCAUGUAUGCCAGGUUUACAGGCACAUUGGAGGGGACGGUUGAUGGUGAGGCGCUUACGGGCGAUGCGCUGUUCGAGCACUUUCACAUUUUUCAGAAAUGA
This is a messenger RNA of Aspergillus versicolor CBS 583.65, 1361 nucleotides long. RefSeq lists its product as uncharacterized. The record is from RefSeq and is a predicted model, not a curated record. Lineage: Eukaryota; Fungi; Ascomycota; Eurotiomycetes; Eurotiales; Aspergillaceae. The transcript has 3 exons. The coding region runs from base 231 to 1361 and encodes 376 amino acids.